AUAUUUAAUAUUAGCAGAAAUUUUUAAGAAUAUUCGUUCGGCGGUCAACGUGUUAAUCAAUCGUCGGUCGUACUCAUUCCCAUCGCUAAACGAGAGAAGGAGCUACUUGCGAUGGUCUCGCGGUGACACCUAAAAUAAGUCGCGUUUGUAAGAGGAGAAAAAGACCGCGUGGACGUUGUGUCGCGUACUAGAGCAGCCGCGCGUGGUAUGGUACAGCUCAGUCGGUGUGUCUCCAUGCUGAUCGUUCGAUGUUGUGCUGCGUUUCAAGAAGAGCCGUCGCAGGGACGGACCAACUACACCUGCACAAUCACUGCCCGUCGGAAAUGCAACCUGUCGAAUUGGAAAAAAUAGCACGAGUCGAGCAAUAUCCCGAGCCAGAUGUGCCGCCCAUCCUCCUGCCGUGCGCGUUCUGCGCGCGGACAUUUAUGCCGCAGUCCCUGGAGAAGCACAUCAGGGUGUGCGAGAAGUCAACGACCAAGAAGAGGAAGCCGUUCGACUCGUCUAAGCAGAGGAUCCAGGGGACGGAGUUGGCGGACUUCCUGCCCAAGCAGACGAAAAGGCGGCACGCGCAGGACGACAAAGCCUGCAACAGCUCUUGGAAGCAGACCCACGAUGAGUUUCUGCGCGCCAUUCGUGCUGCUCGCUGCGAGGUCGAGGAUACCACGGCUCGGAAACAAAGCAGUCCAAAGGCUCCAGCGAGCGCUCCGACGCGCGCGAACGAGCAAGGAUUGUGUCCUACCUGCAAUCGACAUUUCGGCAUCAAGGCGUACGACAGACACGUGGCCUGGUGCAAGGAACGCGUUGCACGGGUGACCCUCAGUCCCGCGGCGAACAUCGCCAAGGAACGUCUGGAAGCACGGAUGAGGUAUCGAGUACCUUUGUUGAAGAACCGUCGACAGAUGAACCGCGAGAAAUAUUCACCCGGUUCGGCGGUCACCCUCAACUCAGCCAACAAGACGUCGCCGACCCAAACUACCGCCAAGGCCAAGGAGACGGUUUCGGCGCCCAACUGCAACAAAACCAACAGUAGCCCGAUUAAACAGAAACCAGUCAUCGUUAGACGGUCCGGAAAAGCGAAAGAUACCUCUAGUCCAAUCGGUUCGAUGCCACGACCAAUCGAUCGUACGAACAGGCCACCAGAAGACGAGUGCGGAUUGGUAACCUUUCGACCUGCGCCCCCUCUAAAAAGAACCUUCCACCUUCCCGUUCCAUCCCUAAAACAUAAGAAAGAAACCGUAGACGAGCGCAAUAACACCCCAGGGAAACAGAAAUAUAAAAGACAGCGGUUGAAGGCGCUCAAUAGCCUCGUAUCUCUAACCAAGCAGGAGGCAACAAGGUAUCGGGAACACUCUGGCAGCUCGCACAAGACGAACAUCGUCUCCGCCAGAAGUCAGGGUACACCGAAAUUGAACGACGUCUCCAUCAACGCAAUCGGCGUAUCUGUGACGCCCUGCAGCAUGCACAAGGCCGACGAGCUCACCACCUGGAAGAGGAUCAGUCAGGAGAAGGAUCAAAGUCGAGGAAACUUGAAAGAGUGUCCAAGAAUCGAGUCCAAGUUGAGUAGGAUCGACUCUCCAAAGUUGACGAAGCAAAGGUUGAUUCAGAAAGAUUUGAAACAGUAUUCCAUCAACGAAGAGCAACCGGAAGGCGUUAAAGACGUCGUAUCUUACGAAGAUGGUCCCAAGGAUGAAGACAGAGCGACCUCGAGAAGCACGAGUCCAAUCAAUUGGCCCCGUGUCACUCCAAAAUUGAACCGAACCUAUUCGUUCAAGUACGACGAACUGGAUGACGUACAAAUAGGGAGUCACAGGAGAGGUCACCCAGUCAAGCACAGUCCUCGAGUGGAGUUUUGCCUGGGAGACCUGGAACGAUUAAGUCGAUUGCAUUCUUUGGUUAAUGUCAGUUGUUUCAGGGACGUGGAUUCUAGGAAGACUCAGAAAUCGAACAAGAACAACGAGGAAGGAUCGAGCCAUUAUGUGAUCAAGGAUGAAAAUUCGUUGAAUGAUUUGUUAUCGGACCAGAGAAUCAGCCCAGAUAUGGAAACCGAAGAGAUUUUAAGGGAGCAAUCGGCAUCUGAACAUUUCGAGUCGGCCAGAAGCGAAAUUCUAAAGAAGAAGAGAUUAACGUCUUCAGGUCACGUUCAACUCUCGCAACAGAAUUAUUACGAUUACGAAGUCGCAGAAACUCCCCAAAUUAUUGAUCCGCCAGAGAAUCCUUUAGCAGCAUAUAACACUUCUGAACUAAAUAACUCGUGUAACAUAAACUAUGAAAAGUCGUUGGACUGUAAGGAUGUCGAUUUCUCUACACGUCCAAGCAAAAAUGGCAAUGCAGAGGAAGAAAGUAUUCUCCUCUGUGAACAAAAUUUACAAACUUGUUUGGAACAGAGUCUUUAUGCUGAAGAAUUCGAGGAUUCGGCAGUCACGAAAGACGAUAUUAUGAUCAUCGAUAAAGCGAUACAUGGAACCGAACGAGAAGCGAUUGUAAUUGUAGACGUUGAAAAUAUCGAAGAAAAGAAUGAGUGGAACUCUGACACGAAAGGUAUAACUAAGUCUCUCAGAGAGGAGCUUGAAUUUUCCUUUGCGAAGAGCGAGCACGAUGACAUCAAGAUGUUCUGUGACAUGGAGGCAAACGUGAUUCAGAUGGAAACCGAACCGUUGCUCAUGAACGACAUAUUGCAUCCGAAUAGGUCUAGUACACCGUUCGACGAUGCGAUAGAUGGUUUGAAUUCCAAGUGUGAAGCAAAAGAGGACUCACAGUCUCCUGGAGACGAGUGGAAAAUGACUGUGGACACAGGAACAGGAUCGGAAUUGUUGUUUCGCGUCGAAUCCAACGAUUCCGAUUAUUCCGUCACUUGCGAUAUGGUACAGAAAUUAGAUAAAGUUCACUUCGAAGAGGAAAGCUUAGAGUCUCGCAAGUGUUCAAGUAACACAUAUCGCAAACCUCUUCAGCAACCUAUUGAAAAUAGCUGUAGUGUUUCUAGGGGUGUUUCUCCAAUAAAGCAGAAAGAAGAACAAGUUAAUGUCCAGACUCUGCUCAGAAAAGACGCUGCAAGUCAAACGGACAAGUGUAAGUGCUGCAUUAAGUAUUUCAAAGGUGAAGAGACUCGUUCAAGUCUCAACGAUUUAUCAGCAUUUAAACCACUUGGCAACGAUUCUUUGGAGAAUAGUGCCGAAGAAUGUCAUACGAUUACGGAAGAGGCUUUGCAAGCGCAAGUUAGAUGUGGAUAUGGUAACACUGAUUCUAAUUCCACAGAAUCCGAGUUACAGAAGGAACGAUAUGAUUUAAAUUUGGAUAAUACUGACCAGAAUUGUUAUAAACUAGAAAAAUAUGAAGCGAUUAUGGAAGAAACUUUACAAACGCGAGCUACCUGCAAAUCAUUUGAAUCCAACUCUGAGCAAGACAAGUUACAAGAGGGACAGUGUCGUUCGAAUUUUGAGGACAUGAAUGAGAAUUCUAAUAAACUAGAGAAACGUGAGAUGAAGAAACGUGAGAUGAUUAUGGGAGAAUCGUCACAAAUGCAAGUUAGCCACGGGGAAACUGAUCAAAGUUGCAAGCUAGACCAUGAUACAACCGACGGUCUAGGUAACAGAUCCUUUACGAACACCUUCAUAAACUCGAUCCUCGAAAUGAGCGACGUUGUAACGAACGAAGUGCAAGAGAUUUACAAGAAUCAUGUGUCCAACGUUUUCGAUUAUGAUAGCGACGAUACCGUCGACGGACAGGUCUCGCGAGACGCAGUGAAAUUUCAGCCUCUCUCAGGCAAAAACGAUAGCGUCCAAGUUCGAGAUUUCAAGUCGAUCGUGUUAUCAGAGCCUCGAGUCAAGCUCAAGAAUACAUCGACGAGUCGAUCGAGUUUAAAGUCGCGUCGAUCAAAAGCAUUGGACGUUGAUAAUGAAAUCCUUGAAAAUCGAAAUAGGAAUAAGUUGAAGGAGAGGAGUGAUAGUUUGUCGGCCAUCGACGCGACUGAGGUUACCGGCGUUAAGCAAGUCGAAGCAGUCGAGGUAGAGACCAUCGAAGAGUUUGGCACGAGGAAUAGAAGCAUCAGAUUCAGGAUAUUACCUGAGAUCAAGGGAUCGAGAGUAGUGGUUAAGGAAAAUUAUGGCGACGCAGAGACCGUUAAUACUCAGACGUAUUGGGAGAAGGCGUCCAAGGCCACGAAGAAUCGAUUGAUUAAUCUCGAUCCACCGUAUCAGGGGGCGAGCAGGUUUCUUAAGAGACAUCCGAAUAUUCGUGUACUUCCACCUGUUCCCAGUACCUCGUCCUUGAUACAGCCAAGGAAUUUGAUACUGCCAUUACGUCCCGUAUGGAGCAAUUACGUGCGCAGAAGACCAGAUUUUAACCUUGUACUUAGCGGUAGAACCGGUAAGGAUUACGAUCCCUUCCUGCUGGCAGAGCAGCAGAUGAACGAGCUGCUCUCUGACGUUAGCGAGCAAUCCGCGACGGACAGUCCGCCAAUUGAGCAAAACCGCGAAACCUUCUUUCCCCUGUCUCACUCCUCCGCUUUCGUCAAGUAUCCCUACCAACAACAGUCUCUGUCUAACCCAGAAAAACGAUCGUCCGUGAUAGCACCGCCCACGGAAUUCGACGACCUCGUCUCUGAUUUCUCGAGCGACUCGACCGAGACCAACUCGCUGUCGCGCGAGGUUUUCCUCAAUGACAGCAAGCAAGAGUCGAAGGCGCCUGGCACGAAACCGGACGGGGAAAAGAGAUCGCCGGCCAGAGAGCUGGGCAGACGAGUGAUUAUCGAUAAAUCGAAAGCUUUAGGAGGAGACGUGGUAGACGACGCAUCACCUGGUGCCAGAAGUUUCGUUUCUAACACGGACAGAUCUCGUAAAAUCCUCGACAACGCCACGGUUGUUCAUACUCAACCUGCCGUCGGUCGUUCUUUCUCCGUCCGUGCUGCCUCUGCUCCUAAAAGCACUCCGGACAGGAAAACCUCCGACAGCUCUCAGGAUUCCAAGGAAUUGUCUCGUAAUAGUAACGACAGUCGGAGGUCCUCGAACGCCAGCUUGAAUAAUAGAAAUAACAAUUACGUGAACCUAUCGAGGAGCAACCUUAGUCUUAGCUCCAUAGUGUCCUCCGACGUGGACAUCAAGCGUUCGAACUCUGUGUUCGACGAGCUGAUGACCUCGUUCGAGGACGAGAACGGCUCUUUUCCUUCCCUGAAGUCCCUCCUAAAGGAUGAUUCCUUGUCCGUCUCUAGCUCCGUACACGGCAGACGUCGCAGCGAUCAGACCAGCGACGAGGACCUCUCUUCACCCGAGAGUUACAAGAGGCAGGACCACAGCAAACUCAGUGGGGACUCGGCAUAUAGCAGUUUAAAUCGAAAAUAUUCGCACCACGGACGCAGCACCAACGACGUGGCUGGACGCCUGGACGAAGACUUGCCAAGGCACAAUCGUCGCGACGGCGACGGAGUCACGUCGACGCCUAAAUGCAAAAUGUCCAAGUUUUGCCACGAAUGCGGUUCCAAGUUCCCUGAAACAGCGAAAUUCUGUUGCGAGUGCGGCAUUAGGAGACUCGUCCUUUGAGGAUCCUCGACAACACUAAGCAACGACUUCAAGUAUCGAUCAGACAUCUAUGGAUGAUUUGAAUUGUCCUUCGGUACUGUGGCAAGAUAAAAAGCACAAUAGUCCAUGACACAGUUUUUUUUUAGCUCGCGGUUAGAAAAAUACAUUAAAUAAGAUGAAAGCACCAAUAGCGAACACCUUCGACUUUUUCUUCUCUCAGAUAUUACAUUUCCCAACAAGGAUUAUUCGAUUACUGUACCAAAGCAUUGGAGCAGACAAUGUCGUCUUUGUCUACCUAGAUAGUUAAUAUCAUCAUUUUUCAAGGUUUCACUUUUCUCUAAAACUGGGAGAUUGUUUUAGCAGCUGACCUAUCGAAAGAACAAAAACAGUAGUUUACAGUUGGGAAAACGUUAAGAAUGAAAAGUUAAAAGAACAAUAAGAGUAAUUAGAUGGAUGCAUAAACGCAUCAGAAAAAUAAUGGCGAGAUUUACUUCCAUCGUGGGCUUUUUUUCAAGAUUAAAUAAUAAAGAGAAUAAUUAGAUAGACGCACAAACUUUUUUCAUAUAAUAUCGAAAACGGACAAUCAACGAACCUGUUUCCAGAUUGUAUUUUAUUACAAGUAACGCUGCUAACGUUUCACGUUCUGUUUUUCGAAAAUUGUCCGCUACUGGCUCGACCUCUACAACUGGUGCGUUUACCUUAUACACAAAAUAAUAUUAAAAAUAACGCUAGUUUACGAAAUAAAAAUAAAAUAUGUACAUUCGAUGCCACAAUUUUUGUCUGCUAAGCUCGAAAAUCGCAAUGAAAAGUUUUUCUAUGAAUACGUUUUUUUGUUAUAUGAAUUUUUGAAUUUUCAUUCGAAUUUUUAAACAAUUAUCGUUAAAAAAACAAUUGUAAAUCCGAUUACCUUCGAUAUGGCAUCUUGCGCGACCCAAUCGAGUGUUUGUACCUCGUGAUAUGUACCACUAAAAUGUGAAGGAAUCUCAGAAAAAAAUCGAAAAAGAAAAUUCGAAAGUUCAUAUAAAAAAAAAACCUAACCAUAGAAAAAUUCGUUCAUUGCGAUUUUCGAGUUCGGUAGGCCGAAAUAUACAAGAAAAAAAAAUUGUGGCAUCGAAUUUACAUUCUGGCUGGAAACUAGUGUAAUCGAUCUUGAAUGAGACACAAGUAUUUAUCGUGUACGUAGGUCUCUUUGUGAGCGUGGAUGGAAAAGUGUCGGCACGAAGGAAUUGAAAAAAAAAUUAUUUUAAAUAUAUUUAAACGAAUAUUAAAAAAAAACAAGAUUCUAUUCUUGCAUCCCGAAGCGAGGCACGCUAAAAGUUAAAACACCAAUGUACUCUAGUCAUUACUCCGGCCAUUCAGAGUUGUAACAAAGAUAAGCAGAGGAAUGAAAUUCUCAGUAUUACGGAACACGAGAGAAACGAAUGUCAAUUGCAGAUGAUAGAAUCGAGAAUAUAAUCGACAGUUGAUUAUAUAUUUAUUCUAUGAUACGUAUAAUGUCGGUUUAUAUAAUUCCAUCAAACUAUAAUCAAUGCAAGGAUUUCACUUUAAAACUUCCUUUCUAUGAAUCUAACUCGACAAGAAGCGUAUGUUAUUUUUAACGGCGCUACGCUUUGAAAUAACUCUUAAAAAUUUACAAUUUCAUUAAACUAUAAUCAAUGCAAGGAUUUCACUUUAAAACUUCCUUUCCAUGAAUCUAACUCAACAAGAAGCGUAUGUUAUUUUUAACGGCGCUACGCUUUGAAAUAACUCUUAAAAAUUAAAGUUUGACCGUAGUUCGUUGAUUUUGUCUUUUCGAAUCUUUCUAAAAUCGUCAGUGAACGAGUGAACUGCGAAAAUUGUAUCGUUGCUCGACUGGCGUAAUAUGUAACGUUUAAGCUGUCGUUCCCUCUAGAAACUACCAUACACUCGUAAAAACCUUUUUCAACAACCUGUAUACAGCGCACAUUUGCCUGAAAAUAAUGGACGGAUAUAUUUUAAUUAAAUUCCAUUUGAUUUACAAUAAGUGUAGUCACCGUUACCGAUGCGAAAUAUCACGUUUGCGUUUCUUAAAUUUUAUACAUACAUAUAUCUACUGCUGGGAGUUGGAGAGACCUGACCCAUGUAUAAACUACAUCUUUUUAUACCUUCCUUAUUGUACUAAAGAAUUAAAAAGAAUAAAUAGAUAUCGGACUCAACGAUCACAAUUUUGGUCAGGUAGAUUAAUUUAGUAUCGAUGAGAAUUUCUAAGCGUGUAAUCGCUAUCACGACAAACUCGAUUAUUCGAGUAAAAUACCGAUUAUUCUCUGUAUUCUUUACGCCUUCUUCUGAAAGAGUCCGAACUGGAAAGAGUUCGAUUUUCUGACCAAUUUUCUCUUCGCCUCCCAACAAUACACGAGAGAAUCGCGCUUCACAAGCGGAAAUAAAUGGUCAGCGAUGUUCUCUGUCAUUUUGUUCAUUGUCGAUCUCUUCGUUUGCGUAUUUUUACGUGUUCCAGUGAACGAUCAACACGUUGGUAGUCGUCUUCUUUUAUAUGAAAUCCCUAGUGUAACCGUUUUACAAGUUAUUUAUAUAAGUGAGCACAAGGAAGAAAGAAGGGAGAAGAAAUCGGACACGCGAUAUAUUCCAAUCACUGUUUACGUGUGUAGAACCAAAUAAUUAUACCGUAAGUUUAGAGAUACCUGUUAGAAAUAGGCAAUUCCGUGGUACAAUUUACCGUGCCAUGUUAACAAAUGGUCCUUAAUUAAACGCUUUACUGAAAAAUAAAAGUAGAAGUAGCGAAUGACUCGCCCGACACUCAUCUUUUUAAACGAAUCUAACAGAUAAUACAUGUAUUAAACGAGAGUGAAAUUGCUACGAAUCUGCCGUAUAGUUUUAUAUAUAGGUAUAUUAACUUAAUAUUAUUAAGCCUUUAAAGUAACUCUUGCUCUACAUUCCUUUACAUUUAUAUUUAUCUACAUACCUCCUUCAUAAUUCUGCAAUUGGAUAUGUUAGUGAUCUAUCAGAGCUCAGUUCUUGUUUAAAUUGUAGACCGUCUCGAAAUAGGCUGGUAGAUAAAGUGUUGAAAAAUGUUCGUUAAGGCAAAUACGAUCUAAGGAAGGCAGAUUAAUUCUCUGGUGUCUAAAGAAUACCAAAGAGAGAACCCAUAGAAACUAAGCCAUCGAGUAAAGUCCAAUUAAUUGUAUACUAUCGUAAUAUACAUAUGUAACAAUAAAUCGUCUAUGUUUCGAACUGUAUUUUUGCAAGUGCAAUAAAAUUAUGCUUGUACGAAAUGCAAGCAAAUACUUGGUGGUUACCGAUUGCUUAACACAUCUUCACACGUAGCAUAUGUCAUUGUACGUACAGUCGUACACAAGAACGCACAAAGUGUAGCGUUUUGCACGACUCGAUUGCAACAAAGUGGACCGAAGUAAUGUUUACGAAGCAGGCAGGGCUAGAAUUACUUUUCGAUACCAUACCAUUAAUACUAAAUCCCUUGGUCUUUUCAAUUCGUGUUAGAAACGUCUAUCUUGUACGAUGUUGUAGCUCCUGAUCAGCGUAUUUCAGUAAAUAAAAAAGAAGAAAGUAGAAGAAAAAAGAAGAAAUUUUACAUUUAAUUUUCAAUGUACUAUAUAUACGUCACCUAAUAUAUGAUACAAUUAUUUGUUAAUGUUGAGAGCGUAUUUAAAAACAGUCUGCAAUUCGAAAAAGAAUAUUCUACGUUAGUAUAUUUCAAUCUAGACUGACAUUAAUUCCUGCAUACUGUUACUAAAUCCAACUGCUACUACAUCCAAAACCAAGUCUUUAUAAAUAAAUAUUUUAAGUAGCCAAUCACGUUACUCUAACGUAUGUACAUAAAGAUGUGCAUAGAGAGAGAAAGUAGUUGCAUAUUUCGAGACAAUACUGUAU
This is a messenger RNA of Hylaeus anthracinus, 9374 nucleotides long. RefSeq lists its product as uncharacterized. NCBI's taxonomy places the organism in Eukaryota, Metazoa, Arthropoda, Insecta, Hymenoptera, Colletidae. Bases 249 to 5531 code for a protein of 1760 amino acids. The transcript has 9 exons. The record is from RefSeq and is a predicted model, not a curated record.